AUGAACGUCACUGAAAGUGAAGGGCAUAUGGAAUUCGUAAUCAAAGAGACAAGUGGUAAAUCCUUCGUUGUCAUUCAUGAUGUGGUUCUAAAUACGUCUACGUGUUCGUGUAAGCACUUUGAGUUGUACGGGUGGUUGUGUAGACACGUGUUUGUUGUGCUCAAGGACCUGGGCUUCGAUCUCAUUCCGUCAGCACAUAUCAUGUCGAGAUGGACGAAGCAAGCAAUUAGUAAUCCCAUGUUUCACGUGCUCGAUAGCGUUGAUGCACAAUGUACCCAAGCCGAUGAUAUAAAGCGUUUGUUGAACAAACUAUGGUCGGAUAUACAUAUAUGCAUUGGAUUAUCCGAGCCCUGUGUCGAUCACCUCAUUGAAUUUUCCAAAAUCGUUGAAGCAUACAAGAUUAAGCUACUGUCUGCUCAAACAGGGGACACAUCAAUCACUGAUGCUAUGAACAUUGGAAAAGAACACCAAUUUGAAUCAUUUGUCGGCAUGUCCGCUCCUCAAGAGGUGAACAUUCACCCUCCGACACAAUCCAAGAACAAAGGUAGCGGUAAGAGACUAAAAAGUGCGAAGGAGAAGGGGAUUGAAGGGUCGCAAAAGAAAAGAAGGACGUGCAAGUCAUGUGGUGAAAUGGCUGGCCAUAACGCACGUACAUGUCCCAUGAAGCAGCAUGCAUACCAAUCAAAUCCAACCGAGGUAGAUGAAUAA
Striga hermonthica is the source of this 708-nucleotide messenger RNA. Lineage: Eukaryota; Viridiplantae; Streptophyta; Magnoliopsida; Lamiales; Orobanchaceae. The record is from the annotation of a GenBank genome assembly.